This is a messenger RNA of Folsomia candida, 634 nucleotides long. RefSeq lists its product as uncharacterized. The coding region runs from base 93 to 581 and encodes 162 amino acids. The transcript has 4 exons. The record is from RefSeq and is a predicted model, not a curated record. Lineage: Eukaryota; Metazoa; Arthropoda; Collembola; Entomobryomorpha; Isotomidae.
UUAAAUGUUCUUUAUGCAUCGCGGAGGGAACAAUAAGUGUCAUACAAUUUUAAAUUUCAUAUAAUAAAAUUGAGUAACAAAUAAAAAUAAUAAUGGAAUUUUCUACCAAGCUCUUUAUUGUUUUGGUCAUCGCUGCGUCAGCCACUGCCACCUCGAUUGGUCUGAGUGCCCCCAGGAUUUUCAGCCAGGAGAGCAAAGGCGUCGUCACCAAUAUUACUCGAUGUGGUGGAUAUGGAACGCCAAUCCAACUCAGAAUUACUGAAUGUGAGGGAAGAUGCUCAUUUACGCCAGGAAGAGUAUACAACAUUGAAUACGACAUGAUCCCCAGCUCUGCAUCCACGUCUCUCAGCCUCGCGUGUGACCUAGUAUUCAAUGGAACUCCUCUUCGCCUUUUUGAAGCAGAGAUUGCCAACUCCUCCGUACAACCAGGGCUGAUGUACACCGUCAAGUUCUCAAUCGUCCCAAAUGAUAUCCUUUCCGGACAGACAGUUAAGCUACGUGCCAUAAUUUACCAUACGGAUAACAGGCUCUUGGAAAUCUGUGUUGAGACUGAAUGUGAUAUUCUUGACCUUCCUUUGUAAACUUUAAUUGUAUACUUCAAAAAAUAAAGCUAAAAGAGUAAUUCAAAAAUCAG